Messenger RNA from Oncorhynchus nerka (sockeye salmon), 2039 nucleotides. Its product is annotated as ras-related protein Rab-9B-like. The record is from RefSeq and is a predicted model, not a curated record. Gene Ontology annotation, biological process: retrograde transport, endosome to Golgi. The transcript is spliced from 3 exons. Gene Ontology annotation, molecular function: GTPase activity; GTP binding. NCBI's taxonomy places the organism in Eukaryota, Metazoa, Chordata, Actinopteri, Salmoniformes, Salmonidae. The coding region runs from base 390 to 1001 and encodes 203 amino acids. Gene Ontology annotation, cellular component: phagocytic vesicle; late endosome; lysosome.
GAACGGGGCGCGACCUACAUUGAAUAUAUCCAAUAUAAAAUCUCGGGUUUGUUGCAAAAAGAAACUGUUUGCAACCGUUUGGACUGAUUAUUACCCUAGACUGGAAAAUACCGGGGACGCGCCUCAACAAGCAAGUGUUCACAAUCCGUCAAAAUCUCAGAUGCAAAACUGGGCAAGCUAUGAUUUAUAACACGGUACAACAUGAGGUUGCAUUGACCCUGAUAGUACUACCCCAGUAGCCUAUCACGAGGUGAAGGCUGGGUCACAGUGGUCAGUAACCCAGCUAGAAGGCUUGGCUCCAGGCUAGCCAGCCUGCCAGCAGAGGGAGGGGGCCUUGCCACGGAACGGCCUGGUGAGCUGCGGAGACUAGCAGCGGCGGGGGGGUUGUGAUGAGCGGGAAGAGCCUGCUGUUAAAGGUGAUCCUGCUGGGGGACGGUGGCGUGGGGAAAUCUUCCUUAAUGAACCGCUACGUCACGGACCGCUUCGACGCCCAGUCCUUCCACACCAUCGGGGUCGAGUUCCUCAACAGAGACCUGGAGGUGGACGGGCGCCUGGUGACCCUUCAGAUCUGGGACACGGCGGGUCAGGAGCGCUUCAAGUCCCUGAGGACGCCGUUCUACCGUGGCGCCGACUGCUGCCUCCUCACCUUCGCUGUAGACGACCUGCACAGCUUCCAGAACCUGGCCAGCUGGAAGAAAGAGUUCAUGUUUUACUCUGACGUACGAGACCCAGAGAGGUUCCCCUUCGUUGUCCUGGGCAACAAGGUGGACAAGGAGGAGGGGAAGGAGGUGGGGGAGGACGAGGCUCGGGCCUGGUGCGAGGAGAACGGCUGUUGUCCCUACUUCGAGACCAGUGCUAAGGACGAUACUAACGUGGGAGUGGCAUUCGAGGCAGCGGUACGGGAGGUUCUGGCGGCGGAGGAUCAGAUCGACCACACGCUGUUGAGUAGCACUAUCGAUCUCCACGGCAACCGUAAAGUACCGCGCUCUUCUUGCUGCUGAUUGGUUGAAAGGACUGGUUUCUCUCUCCGUCCAGCCUGUAGCAUCCUGAGGGCUAGAGAGCUGUUCUGCUCUCCACUGAUCUCUAUGGUUACUUACCUGAUGCAGGUACAAGCUGCUGAGACUGAUGAUCGGGUAUCAAUAUACCCGAUCAUGAUGAUCGGCUAUCAAUGCAGCUGAUUUUAAAGAGUGUUGGGUUGUCGGUAUCGACACAUCUGAUUUCUAAAGUUUAUCAAUGAGGUACAAUAUGUUGUUCAACUCACUCUGCUUUCAGCAGUAUAGCACAAAACUGCUCUUUACUACAUCCAGCCAGCUUCAUGUACCUGCCCUGUGUAAUGUUUUCAGCAUAUUUUGUUAUUUUUUAUUUAACUAGGCAAGUCAGUUAUGAACAAAUUAUUAUUUUCAAUGACAGCCUAGGGAACUGCCUGUUCAGGGGCAGAACGACAGAUUUGUACCUUGUCAGCUCGGGGAUUUGAACUUGCAACCUUCCGGUUACGAGUCCAAAGCUCUAACCACUAGGCUACCCUAGCCCUCUUACAGAACAGUCAUUUUAAUCUGAUAAUAUUCAUGUGUCCUUUCUGUUCUCCUCUCCAAGAGCACAGGCUGCUUGUGGCACAGCAACAUUCUCAUUCAUUUCUUUAUCUGUCUGUCUGCUAAGUCUUCUAACGUCUCAUAGGUACUUAGACCAGAACACGAUUCUAUCACAUUGUCAGGUCUCAUGACCAGAGGAAUAUCAUUUAAUAUAAUACAUAUAGACAUGGUGUGUUGACUGACUGACCAGAGGAAUAUCAUUUAAUAUAAUACAUAUAGACAUGGUGUGUUGACUGACCAGAGGAAUAUCAUUUAAUAUAAUACAUAUAGACAUGGUGUGUUGACUGACCAGAGGAAUAUCAUUUAAUAUAAUACAUAUAGACAUGGUGUGUUGACUGACUGACCAGAGGAAUAUCAUUUAAUAUAAUACAUAUAGACAUGGUGUGUUGACUGACCAGAGGAAUAUCAUUUAAUAUAAUACAUAUAGACAUGGUGUGUUGACUGACUGAC